Messenger RNA from Penicillium egyptiacum, 639 nucleotides. NCBI's taxonomy places the organism in Eukaryota, Fungi, Ascomycota, Eurotiomycetes, Eurotiales, Aspergillaceae. The record is from the annotation of a GenBank genome assembly.
AUGAGGCCUACCGCACCGCUCAAAGCUGUUGCUCAUGGCAUUUUCCGAACUGUCCGCGCGGAAGUUCCCAUGAUUCGCAUUGUCACUGUAGACGUUGAGUCAGCUACAACAGAGAAUAUGGACACCAAACUGAUUGCCAUCAAUAUGGCUCUCAGACAAGUGAGCCCAGUGAAAGAUAUACAGCUUCCCAUUGAGUGCGAGAUUGCUGAACGUGACGGUCUGGUGCAUGUUAGCCGAGUUUGGCCGGAUGCCGGGGUAAAUAGACGCAAGGUUGAAGACAACACAGGAGGCGCUCCAUUAAUAAUGACCAAUUUCCAUGGGUCAGGAUCUACCAUUCGCUUGGUCACCAACAGGUCUGGUAGCUUGGAAGAGCUGCACUUCGCCGCCCAAGGCCCCGAUGAGUCCCAAGAUCGAGUGGUGAGACCGGAUGAUGUUGAGGUUGAGCUAUUCGCCUCUGGUUGUAACUCCAAGGAUUUGGACGUAGCCAUGGGCUAUUGCUCUCGAGGCUCAGAUUGCCUCGGUCUAGAGGGUGCUGGUGUUGUCAUCCGUGUUGGAGACUCGGUCAGCACUCGCUUUGUCGGUCAGCGGGUGGCAGUCUUCGGGCAGGGCUGCUUUGCCAACCGAGUCACUAUCCCAUGA